AAAGUCGUUCUUUUCAUGGCGUUGCUCUCACACAACACAGCCCUUUACAACACAAGGGAAAGUUGUAGAUAUGGAACCAACCCUAUUCCAGUAACAGCACUAUACAAUGAAGAUUCAAGAAAGAAUAUAAACCAGAAACUCUCUAAUAACCUGCCAACUAGAAGAUCAGACUUUUUUCAUCCUCAAGAACCCUCUACUUUGAACAGGACAAACAGGGUUGUAAGGCAAAACAGCAGUUGGACGUCGCAAAGAUGGAGUGAACCUAAAUUGUACGACUCUAUGCUUUCUGUUGGUUGGAACGCUUGUAUCUUGCCUAGUAUAAACAGUAUGACAUAUGUGGAUACUUGGCACAGUCCCUUUGGGCAAUCCUCUUCGCUUCCUAACUUGACUGCAGUAAAAGCUCCUCAUCCUUAUUCGAGCUUUAUUUGGAAUGAAACAAAGCAAAGUUUUGGUUUUGUAUAUCAACCUAAUAUUUUAGCAAACAAAGCCCAACUACAUUUCGGUGCCGAUAUGAACGCAGAAUACUUUGCUGGAAACUGGAAAAUGCAACCUGUUCUUUCGACAUCACGAGUUCCAGAUUAUAAAACUCAUCUGGAAGCUGCUAGUAGACUGGCUGGUACAACUUCCACAAUGAACAAAGUUGAAGAAGAACUAAGGCUUGCUAUCAACACAUGUCCACAAAAUCCCUAUGACAGAGCAAUAUUGGCUUCCGUAUGCUAUCAACUAGGCUUUUAUUCGUUGGCUGUGGAACAGUAUUGUUUAGCAACUGAAUUACAACCUAGUUUCGCAGAUGCGUAUAACAACAUGGGAAAUGCUUGGAAGGCCUUACAGAGAACAACGGAAGCAAGUAGAUGUUAUGAGGCUGCAUUGGCUUGGAAUGAGAGACAUCCACAUGCCCUAAAUAACUUGGGAAAUAUCUAUCGAGAUAAGGGAGAUCUUGAUCAUGCUGCAGCACUUUAUUCUAAAUGUCUCCAAGUUUGUCCAACACUUGCUGCAGCUCAUUGCAAUUUGGGUGGUAUUUGUCGAGAGAAGCAUCUUUUGAAAGAAGCAGUUUUGCACUUUCUAACAGCAUUGACUUAUGAUCCCCAUCUGGCAGCAGCAGCAAAUGGUCUCGGAGUGACUUACCGAGAGUUGAACCAAAAUGAUGAAGCACUGAAAGCAUUUUCUCUUGCAGCCUCUUUGCAGCCAUACGCUGCGGAACACUUUGCUAAUUUGGGGAAUACUUUAAAGGAUCUUGGCCGUCUGGAAGAGUCAGUGAAAUGCCAUCGUACAGCAAUCCAUUUGGCGCCACAUUUGGAAGAUGCUUUUAGUCAGCUUGCACAUUCCAUGGCCAUGCUUUGCGAUUGGACAGAUCGUAAUGAAAUAUUGAAGACAAUCAGAAGUUAUCUGGAUCGAAUCCUACAGUUAUAUCGUACAACUUGUAUACAAUUAUUGAGAAAUGUAUUUGAUGGGAAUUUGAAAAUGAACAUAAAAGUGAGACCAGAAUGCGAUGAUUUUCAGUCAUCCAAAGUAGUCUAUAAUAUUGUAGGUGGUCUGUUAUAUGGCUGUGAAGAACAACAACUACUGUCCUCAGUAAUUAGUGCCUCUAACAAGGAAACUAUAGAUAUGUUAGCUAUGCAACUUGUACAGAAUCUGCUACAGCUUCCAUUACCAAGUGUUCAACCAUUUCAUUGUCUCAUUUACCCAGUAACCAAUGAACAAUUCCGUCUACUUGGUUCAGUUUAUGCAGCUCGAGCAGCUGCUAAUGUCGCAUUCUGUAAAGUGCCUAAACUUGAAUGGAUAGAGCCCCAGUUGAAUUACUUUGGUGGCGGUCGUUUGAAAGUUGGUUAUGUCUCGUCCGAUUUUCAAAAUCAUCCAUAUGGACAUCUUACACAGUCUAUCUAUGGCUUCCACAGGUCGGGGAAGAGUGUUGAAUGUUUUUGUUAUAGUCUUUCACCUAGUGACGGAUCUCACUACCGUAAAAAGAUUGAGAAUGAAGCAGAACAUUUUCGUGAUAUUUCCCAUUUGACAGUACAUGAAGCGGCUUCCAUCAUCGCAAAUGAUGGAAUUCAUAUAUUGAUCAAUGCAAAUGGCUAUACAAAAGGAGCCAAGACUGAAAUAUUUGCUUUGAGACCUGCACCAGUUCAAGUUGCAUUUAUGGGGUUUGCAGGUUCUCUAGGAGCAUCCUAUAUUGAGUAUAUGAUAAGUGAUAUAGUAGCAUCACCACCAGAGUUUGUUCCAGAAUGUCAUACGGAAGUAAUGUUGUAUCAUCCACAUACUUAUUUUGUUUCUGAUCAUAAACAAUCCAGUCCCCGCGAGCCCAGAAUCAUCUCAAAGUCCAACAGUGGCAUUUCUGGAGAGAUCAUAUUGACAAGGGAAAGUUAUGGUCUUCCAAAAUCUGUAUAUGAAGGAGGAGACUGUACUGUUUUAUUCGCUAAUUUCAACCAACUUUACAAAUUAGAUCCUUCAACUCUCAAUAUUUGGUGUAAUAUCCUUAAAAGAGUACCAGGUAGCAAAAUAUGGUUAUUACGGUUCCCACCGGCUGCAGAAGCUCGUCUUCUAGCUCAAGUGAGCAAAAGACAUAUCUCUACAGACAGAAUUAUUUUCACCGAUGUUGCUCCAAAGGAAGAACAUAUAGCAAGAUGUGGUUUAGCUGAUAUAUUUUUAGAUACUCCUGUUUGCAAUGCCCAUACGACCGCUACUGAUGCGCUUUGGUCUGGUUUACCUGUAGUAACGGGACCAACUGUUCGUCUAGCUUCUCGAGUAGCUGCUAGUGUUUUACAUGCUGCAGGGUUAGAUGAACUCAUCGCAAGAGAUAUGAAUGAAUAUCAAGAUAUAGCAAUAUAUUUGGCUUAUAACUACGAGAAGCGUCUUGCCAUUCGAAAAUAUUUAAUAGAGAAUAGGGAUAGAUUGCCUCUCUUCGACACUCUCAGAUGGACAAGGAAUCUAGAGGCGCUGUUCUGGCAAGCUUGGUUUCACAAGUUCCAUAAUCUUCCUGACAGAAUUGUUUAUGGUCAAGACGUUUAUUCCUCAGCUUCUCCUAAUUGGCCUUUAUCCAACUGUUCGCAAUUCUUGAAACAUGCGAGGAAUGAAGGGUUCCGCAUUUGCUGACAGAUGAGAAUGCAAUGGUUGAUCU
Molecule: messenger RNA, 3115 nt
Organism: Galdieria sulphuraria
Lineage: Eukaryota; Rhodophyta; Bangiophyceae; Galdieriales; Galdieriaceae
Product: polypeptide N-acetylglucosaminyltransferase
Exons: 1
Coding region: 16-3090 (1024 amino acids)
Biological process (GO): protein O-linked glycosylation
Molecular function (GO): protein N-acetylglucosaminyltransferase activity; protein binding
Source: RefSeq, a predicted model, not a curated record